AUGAGCACAUCUCAAGAACAGCAGCAGCCGAGAAGGCAAAGUCCGAGAUUCUCUGGCGACCAGUACACAGCAACUUGGGUGCGUGGUGAAGGUUCCGAUCGUGCUGGUUGGUGUGGCGUGUGCUCGUCCUGUUGUGCCACCGGCAAACCUUUCAACGACCCGGACGACUGGCGGCGCGCUCAUGGCGCUAUCGGCUACGAAGCACUUUGCGGCGGAUGCUCUCAGUGGGUAUACGUCGGUCGUAGCGAGCGCUGGCAUACGCCAUACUACCGGCAUGCCUACAAAUGUUUGAUGAGAAACAAGCCUCUCAUCGAUCGAUCCCGCUCCAUUGGCAAAAGCACCUCGCCACGAAAGCCGCAGAUCAAGCACCUCAAAUCGCUUUGA
Pseudocercospora fijiensis CIRAD86 is the source of this 384-nucleotide messenger RNA. RefSeq lists its product as uncharacterized. Lineage: Eukaryota; Fungi; Ascomycota; Dothideomycetes; Mycosphaerellales; Mycosphaerellaceae. The transcript has 2 exons. The record is from RefSeq and is a predicted model, not a curated record. Bases 1 to 384 code for a protein of 127 amino acids.